AUGAUCAGUCAAUCCAUAAGAAGAUCAUUGCCAUUUCUUAGACCGGCAAUUCGGAGAAAUGGUCCAAAUUGCAUCUUCAAAUACAGUACACAAAUCGAUACAGAAGAUCAGGAGUAUAAUAUCGACGUCCAUAACAUCAGUAAUAGGUGGGCGAAAAUGCCCACAGAUGACCAGCAGGAUAUAACGAACUAUCUAGAGGUGAAGCAAGGGUUUGGAUGGAAGCAUUUGUCACGUGAUGAAAAGAAAGCCAUCUACUAUAUAGGCUAUGGGAAGUGGGGGGCCCGUGACAGGGCCAACAUGACUGUACCGGAGAUGGUAUUCAAGAGUCUGACAGUUUUAAUGCUAUUUGGAGUGGCUGGCUUUGCUGUUGUGAAUUACAAGAAGGAUAAGAGGUGGAUUGAUGAUGUUGAGGAAAAGGAGGUAGGCGACGCAAAGAGUCGAUCGACGUGA
Brettanomyces nanus is the source of this 450-nucleotide messenger RNA. RefSeq lists its product as uncharacterized. Lineage: Eukaryota; Fungi; Ascomycota; Pichiomycetes; Pichiales; Pichiaceae. The record is from RefSeq and is a predicted model, not a curated record. The transcript has a single exon. The coding region runs from base 1 to 450 and encodes 149 amino acids. Gene Ontology annotation, biological process: mitochondrial electron transport, cytochrome c to oxygen.